UACCCUGUAUUCAGUCAAACAUGUACCGAAUCGUUAAAUUUCACUUCCUUUUUAAAUAAACCUUGUUUGAGGUAAUAGUAUUGUAAUAGACGAAAACAAAAUGUCGAUUGGAUAUAUCACUUUUGUAUUUGCACACAUAGUCUAUUUAAGUAUAUCAGCUGAAUAUGGCGAGUUUUGUACAAGAAAUAUUGACUGUACAGGGAUAGGUCAGGUGUGUGAUGUCAACGUUAAUACAUGUGUUUGUUAUGCAGCUAACAACUACAGUUAUGUAGACAGCGAAAAGAAGUAUUAUAAGGGGCAAUGUGUGAAAGAUCUUGGAACAGAUUGUACAAAUGUAGCAGAUUGUAAUGGUGUUAAUGUCAUCUGUGAUAAUGGUAAAUGUAAAUGUAACACAACCAUAAACUAUCUUGACCAUCUUUUUAUGGGAGGACCUUGUUUUGCUGAGCCAGGAAUUGACUGUAAAGAUGCAGAUGACUGUAAAGAUAGACAUAACAUAUGUGUUAAUGGUAAAUGCAAAUGCAACACGACCACACACUUUGACGUUCCUGGUGUAAGAGAGGGGGAGGAAUGUGAAACUAAAAGUGCACUGGGAGAAGACUGUGCUUUCCCUUUUAAAGUUUUGAGCCAAUGCCUCGAUAACAAUGCUGUUUGUACAUUAAAUGUUGACCCAUACCGAGAAAAGUGCCAAUGUAAAGAUGGCUUUUAUAGUAUUGGAGGCAGUUGUGUCAAAGAGAAAAUUAUUGGUGAAACAUGUACAGCAGCAACUCAAUGUUCAGCAGAAAAUUCCCAAUGUACAGGAUUAUGUACUUGCAAGACUGGAUAUUUCACAAAGGGAAACUUUUGUCUGAAGAGAUAUCUCGGUGAGACUUGUGAAACAGAUUCCCAUUGCUCUCAAAUUACUGAUAGUGAAUGUAGUAAUGGUUAUUGUUCCUGUCAAUUGGGAUUCUUCAAGACGGCAAACGGUCAAGCAGGCAGAUGUAAAAAGAGACAUUUAGACGAGAGUUGUGAUGCCAAUUUCCAUUGUAGAGAAGCAAACAGUGAAUGUAGGGACUCUACAUGUUUAUGUAAGAGUGGCUACUACCAGACAGUCAUCGGACCAUUGGGCAUUUGUAUUAAGAGAUAUUUGGAUCAAAGUUGCGAAGAUGAUUCUCAAUGUAAAGAGGAUAAGAGUGAGUGUACCAGUAAUAAAUGUUUAUGUAAGAAUGGUUACUAUCAAACAGGGACCGGAUCAAAUGGUACAUGUACAAAGCAAGAAAUAGGAGAAGCGUGUUCAGACUCCGAUCAAUGUUCAGCUGUCAAUACAGAAUGUUAUAUUAGUGGAAGUGGAGUAUGCCGAUGUCAAUAUGGAUAUUACGAUACAAAUGGUCCAGAAUCCGGUGGAUCCUGCGCUUUAAAGGUUUCUCUCGGUGGAAUAUGCCCACAACCAACAGCGUCUGUUCAAAACACAGCUACCUGCUUCGACAAUAAUACAAGAUGUAUGUCAGAUGGUAACUUUUAUACAUGCCAAUGUGUUGGUACUUAUUACGACAACCAAAACAGUAAGAGCAGGCGAUGCAUCUUAAGAAAAGCUCUUGGAGAAACAUGCGACAAACCAGUUUACAACAAAGACCAAUGUUUAGAUUCAAGUGCUUCAUGUAUUUAUGAGAGUAUGAAUGAUGUUCAAAAGUGUAAAUGUAAUGAUAAAUAUCGUCAAAUACAAGCAAAAUGUGCUGCUGAUACAGCACUCGGAACGUAUUGUAAUGCGGCUUCCACUGUUGUUAACUGUUCAGACCCUUCUGCCCAAUGUUUGGACAGCAAAUGCACAUGUAAUACCGAUAGUUAUGAUGAUAAUGGACUUACAGCCGGCGGAACAUGUAUGUCAAUGACAAAUUUAAAGGUUACAAAUAUAGGAUUCAAUUCAUUACAAACAAACAAAAUAGAAGUUAUAUGGACAACAAUCAAGAAUUAUAAACAGUACAUAAACAGGUUUAAAGUGAUUUGGAGACCAACCAAAGGUGAUGAUGUAAGCACCGAGUCAGUAGACCUAGCCUCCAAUAGUACAACAUACACAAUGACACAAGAAAUAGAUCCUGGUAGAGCUUAUACAGUUACAAUCAUCUCAAUCAACGAUCAAACACAACUAGGAUCUUCUCGUAGUACAUCUGUUGUUAGUUACCAGGCUGCAAAACCAGGUAUUACAAGCGGAAUCGAUGAGUCAAACUGUGAUAAAGAUGCCAGUGAUGGUACCAUAACAGUUGCUUGGUAUGAUGCCUCUGGUUACAUAAGUGGCUACAUUGUAGAACUUAUAGAUGAAGGAACUGUAAUAUCAACAAAUUCUGUUGAUAGUUCAGCUGCAACAUUUUCAAAUACAGACCUUAAGGAAGGAUAUACAUAUAGUGUUACAAUACAGGCAAAAAGUGAAAUGUAUGGUGGAAAUGCUGAAAACGGUGAAAUAUUUAUUGCUGUUUUCAAAACAAGUCCUAAAAAGUCACUAUUAGAUGAGACUUGUAAUAAAAGUUCUGAGUGUGCAGAACAGAAUAAAAUUGAAUGUAGGAAUUAUAAAUGUCUAUGUAGAGAUGGGUACUAUCAAAAUGGAACAGGUUCAAUGGGUUCUUGUACAAAACGGCAGUUGGGAGAGGUAUGUACAGAAUCUAAUCAGUGUUUAACAAACAACGCGGAAUGUAGAAAUAGUAGCAGUGUAAAAGUUUGUCAGUGUCGAAUUGGAUACUUUGAUUACGAAUAUGACGGAUCUUGUAGUUCUCAAAAAUGCAAUAAAUCCAAUCAAGUUAUCAUCGUUGGAGUAAUUCUAGGGCUAAUGAUCAUACUUCUGCUCGCGUAUGCUGGAUAUGCAACGUAUCUUAUAAGAAGAUACAGGCAGAAAGGUCAAAGAUAA
Messenger RNA from Ruditapes philippinarum (Manila clam), 2872 nucleotides. RefSeq names its product tenascin-like. The transcript is spliced from 18 exons. The coding region runs from base 101 to 2872 and encodes 923 amino acids. The record is from RefSeq and is a predicted model, not a curated record. Lineage: Eukaryota; Metazoa; Mollusca; Bivalvia; Venerida; Veneridae. Gene Ontology annotation, molecular function: protein binding.